Messenger RNA from Glycine soja, 1590 nucleotides. RefSeq names its product glucuronokinase 1-like. The coding region runs from base 36 to 1109 and encodes 357 amino acids. Gene Ontology annotation, molecular function: ATP binding. NCBI's taxonomy places the organism in Eukaryota, Viridiplantae, Streptophyta, Magnoliopsida, Fabales, Fabaceae. The record is from RefSeq and is a predicted model, not a curated record. The transcript has 5 exons.
GUGAUGGGGGAAGAUAGAGAAGAGAGGAGAAAGCAAUGGGCAUUGAUAGUGAAUACGUGAUAUCUCACAAGGCCUAUGCGAGGGUGGGAUUGCUUGGGAACCCGAGCGAUGUCUACUACGGCAAAACGAUAGCGUUAAGCGUCGCCAACUUCUUCGCCACCGUCACGCUGCGUCCCUCCGACCAGUUAAUCAUCCAACCCCACCCCCUCCACGAUCUCCUUCAUUUCUCAUCGCUCCCUCAAUUGGUCAACAGGUUGAGCUCCCAAGGUUACUAUGGAGGCGUGCGAUUGCUUAUGGCUAUUUGCAAUGUCUUCUACGCGUAUUGCAGAGAGAACGCCAUCGAUCUUGGCGACGACAAUUUCACUCUCUCCUACGACACCAAUAUCCCUCGCCAGGCUGGCCUUUCGGGUUCUAGCGGGAUCGUGUGUGCUGCGUUGAACUGUUUGUUGGAUUUCUACAACGUCAGGCAUCUGGUCAAGGUGGAGGUCAGGCCUAACCUCAUCCUCGCUGCCGAGAAAGAACUCGGGAUUGUGGCCGGUCUUCAGGAUCGGGUCGCACAAGUUUACGGUGGCCUUGUUUACAUGGACUUUAGCAAGGAAAACAUGAAUGAGCUGGGCCAUGGAGUUUAUGUACCAGUGGAUUUGAGUCUCCUCCCUCCUCUGUAUCUCAUCUAUGCGGAAAAUCCUAGUGAUUCUGGCAAGGUUCAUAGUAAAGUACGGCAGAGGUGGCUUGAUGGUGAUGAGUUCAUUGUGUCUUCCAUGCUUGAAAUUGCUAAUAUCGCCCAAGAAGGAAAGACUGCAUUAGAAGAAAAGGACUACUCCAAAUUUGCAGCUCUCAUGAAUCGAAAUUUUGACCUGCGAAGGUUAAUGUUUGGAGAUGAUGCCCUCGGUGAUUUGAACCUAAAAAUGGUAGAGGUUGCCAGAAAGGUUGGAGCUGCGUCAAAAUUUACCGGUAGCGGAGGAGCUGUUGUUGCAUUUUGUCCUGAGGGGACUUCUCAAGUGAAGCUUCUCGAGGACGAAUGUCAAAAAGAAGGAUUUGUGAUACUACCUAUUGAACCUCUUCCUUCUCGUCUAAAUGAAAUUGACUUGAAAACCUUGCAAAUAAAGUAAUCUAUAUUGAGGGUUUGAAAAAUAGUUCUCAACAAAAUAAAAUUUCCAUUUACUCAAGAACGCGGGUUUAAAGCUGGUGGGAGUUGGCAUACUCAAAGCGCAAUGUAAGUUUGUUCCGUUUCGUUGAGAGAGGAUCAAACUUUGAAGUUGCUUUUGAUGAGGGUGGAUCUGAGAGUUUGGUUUGUGGUAUAUUGCUUUUGGGGUGUUUCUAAUACCGUAUAUGAGACGUACAUGUUACCUUCGUAUCACUUGUCUGGUCAAUUUCGUAAAUCUUGUGCGCAAGUUGGUUACGCGGAAUAAGAAUUGGUUUACCUAUCAAAAGGAAAAUUCAAUCUGCCAUUUGUUUUUUGCGAAAAACAAAAUUAUGGAUUGAAUUUGUUAAAUAAAAGCUGCAUUUUAAUGUACGGAGAUGUAUGUUCAACCCACGUUUUAUUAGUUGAACCAACUUUAGAUGCAAUGAGAAGGUCUGUUUGUUUUAAAA